AUGUCAUGCGUGCCUCGCAUCCCGAACGGCGGCUGCCCUUUCGCCUUGCAACACGUGGCCCUCGGCGACUCGGCCACGGAGGACCAGCUGAAGGCCGAGCUCGCACUGUGCUUUGAGAAAGCAACGAUUGCGACAAGCGUCCGGAACACAACCAACGGCACAGAUGGGCUCGAUGUGAAUGUUAACACGGCGUCUCAGGUGGAAUGCACGGCGUCUCCGCUUUGCCGGCGUCGCGGGGAGAAGCGAUGCGACGCCUCCAAGCCGUACCGCGAGGCCGACGGCAGGUGCAACAACCUCGAGCACCCCGAGUGGGGCAUGGCGGGAGCCUGCAUGGGGCGGCUGCUUGCACCGGCCUACGCGGACGGUGUGAGCUCACCGAGGGUCUCAGUGAAGAGCGGGCGCGCGCUGCCCAGCGCUCGCCUGCUGUCCUACACCGCACACCCCGAGAGAACAGCCUACGACAGGCGGUGGUCCGAGAUGAUCGUGCACUUCGCGCAGUUCGUCGCGCACGACAUCAGCGCAGCCCUGGUGAUCGACGCGGAAGGUCCGGAGUUCUUCCGGAAUCUGGGACGCGACACGUACAACUGCUGCGACGCGAAGUCUCGUUUGGACCCCGAGUGCUUUCCGAUAGACGUCCCCGCCGAGGAUCCUUUCUACGGUCGCUACAAUGUGCGCUGCAUGAACUUCAGGCGCUCGGCUCCGUGCCUCAGAUGCAGACUGGGACACCGGGAUCAGGUCAAUUAUGUGACUUCGUACAUUGACGGAUCGCCAGUUUACGCAGUUAGCGAAAGUCAGACACGAGAUCUGCGUCUUCUAAAGAGCGGGCUUCUUAAGGAACAACUCAUCAACGGUUCAAAACUGCUGCCCGCAAGUUCACGUCCGCACACUGACCGGUGUAGUAAACAAAAAGAAAAUCGUCUCUGCUUCAAAGCCGGAGACCGUAGGGUCAACCAGAACUCCGGGCUUCUGCUCAUGCACACGAUAUGGUUUAGGGAACACAACCGCGUGGCCAGAAAAAUGGCACGAGUCAAUCCUCAGUGGGAUGACGAGCGACUCUUUCAAGUCACGAGGCGAAUUGUGGAAGCACGUCUACAGCACAUCGUUUAUAAUGAGCUUCUCAAGGAAGUCUUGGGCCCCGAAGGUGUGAAACGGAACCAACUGAGUCCCUUACGUGAGGUUUACACCACCUACGACGCCAGGGUAGACGCGACUGUUUCCAACGAGUUCACCACGGCGGCGUUCCGACUGGGCCACUCACUCGUCGACGCUGACAACGGGACAAUAUCUUUGUCCGGAAAGCGGAAGUUACGCUUACCGUUACGCCACAACUGGUUUAACCCAUUUGCUUUCUACGAGAGUGACGUCAUCGACGCCGUCACCACUGACAGGUUGCGCAAGCCGGCACAGAAGAUUGACAGAUACGGCACCCACGACGUCACCAGGCACGCGUUCCGGCUGCCCAACGGCACCAGGCCGUUCGGCGUCGACCUGUUCGCCUUCGACAUACAUCGGGGUCGCGACCACGGACUGCGAGCCUACGCCGACUACGUCCAGCACUGCGCACCGGGCGUCCGACUGGAGGCGUUCGAACACCUCGAGAAGUUCAUGCCCAGGGACGCGGUGGAGCUUUUCGCCAGCCUCUACGAUGACGUCAUGGAUGUUGACCUGUUCUCGGCUGGCCUGGCGGAACACACGCUGCCUUUGUCCAUGGUCGGACCCACGUUCGCCUGCCUAAUCGGCCCCAUGUUCAGGCGGCUCAAGUUCGGCGACAGGUUCUACUACGAACACGGUGGACAAGCCGGUAGCUUCACCCCAGGUCAACUUAGGACAUUACGGGAAACGACGUUAGCCCAAGUAAUAUGCGCAAACAGCGACACCAUUCACGAAAUUCAACCCAGCGCACUCGUACAUCAGGGACCUGGAAAUGAACUGACAGCCUGCUCGAAGCUCACCGAUAUCGACUUGCAGCAGUGGAAGGAAAUAAAAUGAGCUGCACGGACAUUGUUUACAGAGCACUGAUGACGCAAAGUCGGUGGUUUUCUUGGCCACGGAGACGUCUUUUUCUUUUUCGUUUUGCUUUCUGUUGCGUGCCUCAAGAAGAUGUUCAUAACGCGAAAUGUUUGAUCUGUACGGUACGCGAACGCCGCAUGGUUUCGAACUCGUAUGCGCGUACGUAUCAGCUGCCGUUAAAUCUGGCUUCUCCACGUCAAAUAUCUUUAUGCGGAGGAGUCCACUUCGGCAUUUACCGGGAGAAGAUCAGAUUAGGAGAGCACCUCUGUGCGCAGAGAUUCUUUCUUUUGUUUAAUUUGCCGACGCAAGUGACAGUUCUUAUUUUCUUUAGAGAAUCUCCUAUAAUAAAAACAAAUUACGGAUGAAACCUCGACUCCUCUAUAAGCAAGAACACUACCACGUAAUUUGGAGAAGAACCCACAAGUACUCCAAGAGAACUCACUGGAAAAAUGGUCGGAAGCUGUUAGACAACGCUAAGGGGCAAAGCAGACCAAUGCUGUAAUAAACGUACUUCAGCGACUCGCUGGCACAACGUGGGGGGAUCAGUCUCUCCACUCUUACAAGUUCAUAACGCACUCAUAAAACAAUAAAUUGCUUAUUCGGCACCUAUUCUCCAUAGUUUAUCGCAAACUUCUGAGCAACGUCUUCA
This is a messenger RNA of Dermacentor albipictus, 2659 nucleotides long. NCBI's taxonomy places the organism in Eukaryota, Metazoa, Arthropoda, Arachnida, Ixodida, Ixodidae. The record is from RefSeq and is a predicted model, not a curated record.